AUGUCGGAGCAGAAUGGUUUGAGGUCACCCUCGCCGGAGAUUCAGGCGGAGGUGUUCUCCUCGUGUCGAAGCUCUCGCGCGGGGAGUGAGGCCCCACACCGGACACGUGAGUCAUUGAUGCGUUCGCCGAGGUCGGGCCGCUCCUCUCGCGUGGGCAGUGAGGUGCAGCAGCGACGCCGUGAGGGACACUCCUUGCGGAGUUCUCCUGGAGCCACGCCUAGGCGUGAUGAGAGGAGGGCGGAGUUUGCCGAAGUGCUGAACGGUGGAGCAGCAGGUGUCGUUGCCAGCGACCGCACAAGGCAGUAUGAUUUUGGGGCAAACAAUACGCAUUUAUUGCCGACGGGAACUGGCGGAGGCCGAAGCAAGGUGAGGGGAGGGACGCCUACAUGCAUUGCCCAUGCCAACGAAGCGGAUGAAAUAGAAUUAGCUUUGUACCAUUCUGUGCCCUCCGCAGGUGGAUCAUUUAAACUGCUGCAAAAAUUGUCUUAUCCAUUGGAUGUGCCAGGAACCGUGGUGAGUGACUCUGGCGGAAGUUCGGUGCACGACGUGGUUAAUGAUGAUGCCGAAUAUGAGGCGACGGGCGAGCUUCGCGCCGCAAACAACUUAGAGGGUGGCGUCACCCUCAGCGUCGUGAGAAAUGAUAUCGAGACCGUAGAGAGCUGCGCCAGCGCAAUGGCGAUGUGUAUGAUGCCUGACCCUGUUCAUGGCUCUCCUGUGCUCGCCCUCUGUGUUGGUGACGCAACUGGGCGCGUGAAUUAUGCGGAGCUGGAUGUGUGUCACACGGCACGUACACGGUCCCCGACAACGUAUGCGCCACAGAGCAGGUCGAACACUACCCUUGGGAGUCGCAGUCAAACCGAUGUUGAUUUGGUGAGUUAUAGUACCUCGCUCCCCUCGGACACUUCUAUGCUGUGCCGUGAUAUUGCCGGUUUUCAUAGGCCGCCUGUGCGAAAGCACAGUCAUCAGGCGUACGUGCGAGAAAUGGACUGCCUCACUUCUGUCACCAUUUCCCAAGCCGUCACGGCUGUUCGUUUCCUACCGUCGCAUGCCUCCCCGCACACGGUAAGCUACUUGACUGCGAAUGAGAAGGUUAUCAAACUGUUUCGAGUUCAGCGCGAGGGAUUUACGCCGUUUCAUGCCUUUCCCUCCAUGGAGGCGGUGGUGGGGAGGCGCCUCGCUCACACACGUUAUUUUCCUCGUGCCUCACCUUCACCGCCUAUUCUUCCCGUGCGUGUGUUUGCGGGCUGCCACAGUAACGCUGUGCAGGACCUUAGCGUUUGCGCGGAUGGGCAUUCCUUUCUAAGCGCCGAUGACCUGCAAGUUUUUUGGUGGAGCUUGGAGAGCUGCGACGCGUCAAAAGGCGUCUGCGUCACGGACUGCCGACCUCCGUCAGGGUGCAUGGAUGACGUGGAGGAGUUGGUCACCUCCGUUGCUUUUAGCCCCACUCACAGCUCCCUCUUUUUGGUUGCUAAGAGCCCUGGGGCUCUCGGCAUUGGGGAUCUGCGCAAGACAAUUUCAGGCUCGCAGUGUCAAUAUGCCACCUACAUCCGCGUCGCAGAAGACGCCACGGCUUCGACGCAUGAACAAUACGGUGACAUUCUUUGUCGUAUAUCUGGCGCUAAUUUUGUGGGCCCUCAACAUGUCGUGAGCCGUGACUAUACCUCGUUGAAGCUCUGGGACCUGCGGCGGCCAGAUGUGCCUUGCUCCGUUGCUUCUGUCAUGGACUACAUUUCACCAUUUCUGGAAUCCCUUUACGACAACGAUGCCAUUUUUGACCGUUUCCCUGUUGUAGUGGACCACGUUUCUGGCACUGUUGUCACCGGACUGUACGACGGCGCUGCGGCGGUCUGGCAGCCGCUUCUUGAGCGAGGUGUGGCUGGGGAAGAUGUCUUGGCGUAUUACCGCGUGGACCCCCAGGCACUACUUUGCGAAGUGGAAAACGGCGGUCGCACGGCUCUUGACGAGGUGAGUGCUGCCUUUGAACGGGGGUGGAGGCUGCCGGCUGUGAGGGGCAAUAACGCGACGGUGCCCAAUGGACUGCCGCCGCCGCUUGUCAACAAGGUGGCGUGUGCCUCCAUCGCCGAUGGAGGGGAGCGGUUUGCAUUGACGUUUGAAGACGAACGGGGUAUUGCCAUUUUUGAGCGGAAUUCCUUGUGCGAUGCGCCGUGA
Messenger RNA from Trypanosoma conorhini, 2169 nucleotides. RefSeq lists its product as uncharacterized. Gene Ontology annotation, cellular component: cytosol; protein phosphatase type 2A complex. The coding region runs from base 1 to 2169 and encodes 722 amino acids. Gene Ontology annotation, molecular function: protein phosphatase regulator activity; protein binding. Lineage: Eukaryota; Euglenozoa; Kinetoplastea; Trypanosomatida; Trypanosomatidae. The record is from RefSeq and is a predicted model, not a curated record. The transcript has a single exon. Gene Ontology annotation, biological process: peptidyl-serine dephosphorylation.